Aspergillus clavatus NRRL 1 is the source of this 1275-nucleotide messenger RNA. RefSeq names its product putative RNA exonuclease. Bases 1 to 1275 code for a protein of 424 amino acids. The record is from RefSeq and is a predicted model, not a curated record. Gene Ontology annotation, cellular component: nucleus. The transcript is spliced from 2 exons. Gene Ontology annotation, biological process: ribosomal large subunit assembly; rRNA processing. NCBI's taxonomy places the organism in Eukaryota, Fungi, Ascomycota, Eurotiomycetes, Eurotiales, Aspergillaceae. Gene Ontology annotation, molecular function: exonuclease activity; nucleic acid binding.
AUGGACAAUCGUGCCAGAUUUGAACUUCCAUACCGCCCGAAGACCGAAGCCAAGGCGUCUGUGAAUGAGAUCAAGCAAGCUUCGGAAGGCACUUCCAAUAGUAGAGAAGCACCCAGUGCACAACAAACUCGGUAUUACGGUGGGAGGGCCAGGAAAGCCCCUUCAAAGAACAAUCCGGGAUAUAUGAAAAAGCCAAGAAACAACCCACACGUCACUUCGAACCCGGGAAAAUCGCCAGAGAAGAUAAAAGCCCCUCCAGCCGAAUGGCUAGAUCUUCCUGCGCCGCUACAUAAUAAAGUCCUCGAGAACCUGAAACAAUUAUGUCAUGAUCCAGACACUCUCGUCCGAUCGGGGUAUAAAGUGCGCGAAAUGACACAGGAGGACCUGGAUGGGUAUGCAAAGUGCGUGAAUUGCGGAUUCCGCAAACGAGUCCUGGACACCAAGUCAAAUAAAAGAUGUGUCUUUCACCCUAUGAAGAAGAUCGUCCAGAACAAGCAAUACCAGUUUCCCUGCUGUGGGAAACGACAACCCUGUUCUUCACUUCCCGCCCACGAAUAUGGCCCAAUCCCACAAUUUCAGUUGGAAAACUGGAAGGAGUAUAAACUCACGCCGAAACAGACAAUAGGAGCUGGUGUCCCUCGCAAGGCAGUGGCGCUUGAUUGUGAGAUGAUCGAGGUGGAAGGUGGCUGCGCAGAGGUAGCGCAACUUUGCGCUGUCGAUAUUCUUACUGGUGAAGUCAUUGUCGAGAUCUACGUUCUCCCGACGAAACCAGUAACUGACUGGAGGACCCCUUGGAGCGGGUUGAGUCCCCGGCUGAUGGAAACCAUGCGAGAAGCUGGGAAGACUGUGAAUGGUUGGGAAAGUGCCCGGGACGAACUCUGGCAGCAGAUCGAUGCGGAUACUAUUCUGGUUGGUCAUUCGCUCCAACACGAUCUCGAUAUUAUGCGCAUGGUGCAUCUGAAUGUCAUCGACACAGCUGUUUUCUCCAAGGAGGCCGUGGCUGCCGACUGCAAGCAGACGUGGGGUCUCAAGCGACUGUGUAAACAGAUGUUUGACAGGGACAUCCAGCAGUCGCGGAGCGGGCACGAUUGUGUCGAAGAUGUCAUAGCUACGAGAGAAGUGCUGCUAUGGUGUGUUUGGCACCCAGACCAAUUCCAAGACUGGGCCGAGUCGCAACGAGUGGAGAUGAAAGAGUCCAAUGCGAGUUCCAAAUGGAAACAGAACGAAUCGGCAAAGAAUCACCAACAGCCAUCGAAGGGUCCGAAUCAGAACUAG